AUGAAUCAAUAAUUCUUUGGUAAUUCAAGGUUGGCAAUUCAAAGAGCCUAAUAACUCCACUAAUUCUUCACUUAAUCAGUGAUUUAUGAUCAAUUCAAAUACACUGCCAAAAUGCCAUAAUAUCCAAAAAUUGUAUUUUUGUAAUCAAAUCAAUUUUUCAGAAAUCUUGUUGAAAAAUAAUUCCUUUAAUAUUCAAUAAUAGAUGCUCAAAAAUCAAGCGGAGAAGACGGUUUAGCUAGGUUGGCAGAAUAAGUAUAAUUGCAAUCUACAUAAACUAAUGGUGCUUUAUUAUUUGGAUUCCCAAAUACAGCAUUUGAAGCAGAAAGACUUGAUCGAUUAUUGGAUGGAGUAAAUUUAGCUGUUAGAUUCAGGUUAUCGGAAUCAUUAGCUAAGAAGAUAGCAGGUUCAUUUCUUUCAUGUUAAUCAUGUGGUAAGGUUUUCAAUACUAGCCUACCCUUCAUUACUCCUACUCAUCCAGGAUACUAAAAUAAUUGUUAAACACCAAGUAAAUGUGCUUUAGAAUCUAGUUCAGCUCCAACUGAUUAAGUCAAUGCUGAGGUUGUUGAUUACUAUCAAUAGAAAGGUGCUUAUCUAGAAUACGAAAUCAAUGAAGAGCAUUUAUUAUAUGAUUCAUAAGAAUUCUUCGAAAAAUUAGAUAAUGCAGUAGCAACACAUAUUAAAGUCUGA
Paramecium tetraurelia is the source of this 687-nucleotide messenger RNA. RefSeq lists its product as uncharacterized. The record is from RefSeq and is a predicted model, not a curated record. The transcript is spliced from 6 exons. NCBI's taxonomy places the organism in Eukaryota, Ciliophora, Oligohymenophorea, Peniculida, Parameciidae.